Messenger RNA from Daphnia pulicaria, 3897 nucleotides. Its product is annotated as N-acetylneuraminate 9-O-acetyltransferase-like. NCBI's taxonomy places the organism in Eukaryota, Metazoa, Arthropoda, Branchiopoda, Diplostraca, Daphniidae. The transcript is spliced from 14 exons. The record is from RefSeq and is a predicted model, not a curated record. The coding region runs from base 396 to 3029 and encodes 877 amino acids.
CUGGCAACUAUUUUUUAAAAAAGAGAAACUGUCGAUCAUUGCCCUGCUGGUUGCUUAGCAGCAGCAGCCGCCAAUCCUGUCAAAACAAACACGUGUGUGUUGUGGCUAGUGUCAAGUGGUGUGCCUUCUAUACUUGUUAGUCUAUUAUUAAAAAUCUACAAGGAAAUUGACGUGUGUAGUGCCCUCUUAGCACUGGCGUUUGAUGUCGUUGCUGGGAGGGUUUUAAACUGGUUAUAACAACGUUCGAACCUACAAGGCAUCAACUCAGUUUCUUUUGUACGUGGCAUGUUGCCCUUGACGUGAAGCAGCAACGAGAUGCUUUGUCAGGUUCUUCACCAGUGUACACGUAAACAACUGCACAUGAUAGACGAACGAAAAGAGUUGGGACAGUAGUCAUGGCCGAAGACGAAUCGACGGCCACAAAACGUGGCAGAUCUUCUUCAGAAAUCAUCAAACAAUUCAAUGUCUUGAAUGCCAAAAUAUUGGCAAUUCUUCUUGUUGGCUGCUUGUUGGGAUAUCACGGUGUGCUCAAGUUCAUGAACGGUACCGAUACAUGCCAGGGAUUGUUGACAAAAGGCAGGUUCCAAGGAAACAAUCAAUGGCAACCCUACGGCUGCAUGAUACACUCAUUUUUUCGCUUAGAUGCAGAUAACUGUUUCAGAAAAACCCGUUUCAUGACUGGAGAGGACAGUUUUUGGGCUUUUAUUGGUGACUCCAGAAUAAGACAACUCUAUUUUGAAACACUGAGACUGGUGGACCCAGACGCUGAACCCUUGGUUGUUGCAACAGACAGCAGUGGAAAUAGUUUAGAUACAUUACUGAUUGAUGAACCAUUCAGAGUCUCAGCCAUCAUGAGUAAAAAGGAGAGGAAGCAGGACGAAGAUGUCAAAUUACCUCUUCAAAAUUCCCACAAGAGCUUCAUUUACAAUAACCCGCAACUUUCGUUACGGAUCAUGUUCUUCUGGAGACCCAUCUUCAAUCAAACUACAGCCGAUUUGAUUAAUCAAUUAGGCCUUAGCAGAUCUGUUCCCCAUGUAGUCGUUGCUGGCAGCGGCUCAUGGAAUAUCAAAGGCAGCAACGGAUCUCAAAUAGUUCUAGAUGCUUAUUCACAAAAUCUCCAACUGCUAGCAAAUGCUGCCAACCACUGGCCAAACAAAAAAUCGAAACUACUAUGGAAGCUGCAGGACCGUGUCGACGGUAGCUUGUUGGAUGAACCUCGAAAAUCCCUUACCAACGAAUUGAUCGACGAAUACAAUGGAAAAGCCCUUGAGGCUUUGGAAGGCUCGCGGUUCCAGAUAUGGAAAAGUGCCCGACUGGUCACAGACGGUAUGGCCACGGGAGAAGACGGGCUACAUUUGAGUCCACCUGUUCUGAAACAUCACUCUCAGAUGCUAAUGAACAUGUAUUGCAACGAGCGAAUGGAUUUCAACGACGGCACGUGCUGCCGCUCUCCAGAAUCUGCCACCACUCUUCAGAUCGUCACUUUCACCAUCUUACUCGUGUGUUUGACUAUCUCUGGAACUUGGACGGCCUACCAAAGUUUCGAUUCGCGACUCAAGAAGCGCAAACAGUCGUACAGAUCGAUCGAGACCUUAAUGGAAGCAGAGGACAACGAAAUGGUCCAAAAAGAUGUCGUCGUCGCCAACGGCCAUUCCGUAGUUGUGGCGGAGGGAUUCGACGAGAAGGCCACAACUGCUCAUCGCAAAGCGGCCGUCAAGGACGUGGAAUCCAGUAGCCGAGUGGUAGUCACCGCAUUGGGAAAACUUGGGCUCAUCAUGGCUUACUUCUACCUCUGCGAUAGGACGACUUUCUUCAUGAAAGAGAACAAGUAUUAUUCGCAUUUGAAUUUCUGGGUGCCCGUCGGUUACGUUUUCGCCCUGGGCCUCUUUUUUAAUGAAGAGAGCCGCUCAACCAAAGUUCUGCAUCGGGAUCAAACGGACGAAUGGAAAGGAUGGAUGCAGUUGGUGAUAUUGAUCUAUCACAUGACGGGAGCCAGUCAAGUUAUUCCGCUCUAUAUGCAAAUGCGGGUCUUGGUAUCCAGCUAUCUCUUUCUCACCGGCUUUGGCCACCUGUCAUUCUUUUGGAAUGGCGGCACCGCCAGUUUCCCCCGUCUAUUUCAAGUUUUAUUUCGGAUGAAUUUGAUGACAGUGGUGAUUUGUCUGUGCAUGAAUCGCCCGUAUCAGUCGUACUAUUUCGUGCCUUUAGUCUCAUUCUGGUACCUCGUUGUUUACAUCGUCCUGGCCGUUCCGCCGAAAGUCAGUGCCGCCAUUUGCGAUGCCAAUUCCUUCGCCUACCUUUACAUCAUCAUCAAAUUCUGCACGUUGAUAGGGGCCAUCACCAUUCUCUACAUGUCCGAGGUUUUCUUUGAGACCAUUUUUCUCAUCCGCCCGUGGAAGGCUUUGUUUGUCACCAGCAGUGACGAGAUUCACGAGUGGUGGUUCCGCUGGUCGCUGGAUCGAUACAGCAUUUGUUAUGGCAUGAUCUUUGGUUUCUUGUACCUCAACGCCCAAAAGUUUGGCCUCAUUGAUGACAGCACGCGUCAGCACUUGUUGAGCCGGACGAAAAUUCGUUUUCUCGUUGUCUUGGCGGCCUUGAUUGGACUGGGCGGUUACACGGCCUUCACCAUCACUUGUCACAACAAACCCGAAUGCAACGAAGUCCAUUCCUAUUUAGCCUUUUUACCGAUUAUUAGUUUCAUUGUGUUGCGCAACGUUUUUGGACCGUUAAGAGUUCGUUAUUCCUCAUUUUUCGCCUGGUUUGGUCGCAUUUCCCUGGAAUUAUUUAUCGGUCAAUAUCACAUCUGGCUGGCGGCCGACACGCAUGGCGUAUUGGUUCUCAUUCCCAACUACCCGGUGCUGAACGUGAUGGUCACCACCUACAUCUUGGUCUGCGUAGCUCACGAAGUGCACACCAUCACUGGCCAGCUCGUGCCACUAGCCGUGCCGUCCGAUUGGAAGAAAACCAUCCGCAAUGUCUUCGUCUUCUUUCUGGCCCUCGUUCCAAUCGCCAUCCAUGACGGAAUGUUCUGAUUCCGAGGCUAGUGGCCGACUGCGGAAUCCCAUCCGCAUCCCAAAACCAAAUAAUUCCAGGGGGUUCUUCUCCCGACAAUUGAUGACGACGUUUCAAACAGUUCCCGUGAGAAUUCAUUACGCACGCAAAACGAGACCUGUCCCCGGUGCUAGUGGGUGGUGGCUCCUUAUAAAAACAAACUUACAUAUUUAUACAUUUUCUUCUUUAAGGUUGUUAUGUUGUACCAAAGUCUUGGGAGGGGGGAAACGAAGGAAAUGUGCUGUCCAAACAUGUACGCAACAAAGGGGAAAGAUGGGGGGGGGGGUGUUAAAUUUGAUUUGAUUAAUAUGAGUCAACACAGAGGGGGAAGGUUAAUAUUCCAAAAUGAUUUGAAUAUUCCGCUCACAUAUGCCGUCGGUUUUUAUGCUCCGGCGAAAGGGGAAUGAAGUUUGUCUGCGUAUUGUGUGCGUGACUAUGCGCCGUGUGUCGGGGGGGUUUCACAGUGUUUGAACGCGCACUUUGCUGAUUGGAAAGUGGCAAGGAGGAAGAAAAAAUAUGGCAGACAGCCCAUAAAUUAUGGACGCAAAGUACCAAGAAAGCCCGUUCGCCCCCCCCAGCUACUUACGUCCCUGUUCAAUUAUUGAGUUUUUUAAUUCACAUUUAUGAAGAAGAGUGAAAAAAUAGAUUGUUGAGAGAGAGAGAGUUGAUGUUGGCUAAUAUUGUGUAACGACGAACAACCGAGCGUGCCGUCAUUUCUGUUUGAUCCUCGUAAGCUUUUCUCGUGAAAAAUCGCUCCCGUUCUUUUUCCACCCUUCUCUCUGUAAUGGACAUGUGUGUUGACUGUGCCAGUGACAGACGAUAUGUAUAUUAAAAUGGAUUUAGACAUUU